GCGGAGCGUUUCACAGAUGCGACCCAUAUGCAGGGUUCCAAAGUUCGCGAGGAAAUCCCACCGUUAUCGUCGAUUCUGAAGUUUCUAGCGACAUCGGUCGAGUAUGUAUUGAUCAGAUGAUCUUGGAUGAGGAUGAUGGAAAUCUAUGUCGUGGCUCUCCUCCCAGCUCUAGUCAUGCUCACAGAUGGCGCCACAACACGAAUGUCCUGUAACCAGCAUGGCUGUAUUGGCCAGCCGUACAACAUCACCUGUGACAUCUCCGGGACAGUCGCAGCUGGGAUCACGUGGAGGAGCCCCGGGGGUGAGGAGGUGAUGACCUGCCCCCCUACCAGUGGGGAGUGUCGGGGCGUGGCAGGGUACAAGCUGGUCGUGGACACAGGCACCAGGCAGGUGCUCCAGGUGGAGGAGUUCUCCCCGGGGGCGGUGGGGAGGUGGGCGUGUCAUGAUGGCAGCACCCCACCCACCUCCUACUGUCAGUGUGGAGAACUUGUUUCGCCGGAGCUCAGUGGCCUGACUGCAAGUUGCAUCCAGGAAGAGGAGAGCUUUGUGGUGGCAUGUACAGGGUUGCAGAACCAUGGGGCACCUGCUGUUGUCCUCACACUUAAUGGAAGCACUUUUGCUGAGUCGACAUCAGUUGGUUCUAGUCUCUCCAUGAAGGACACCAAGCUGAAUGGAGAGGUCUUCAUGUGCUCAGUAACUGGAGCAGCUACUGUGUGCCUUGAUGCCAGCACUGUCACACAGAUAUACACGACAUGCCCAGGUAUAUCGUGCAGGUCGAUCAACACGUACCUGAUUGUUGGCGAAGUUAUUCUGUGGAUCUCAGGCCUCACGAACCUCAUUGUGUUGUACCUCGGCUCUACAGGCGAGCGUGUCUACACUGGGCAGGAAGAGAUGGUGGAGAAAGGAACGCUCUGGCUGUUGGGCAUCGUCCUGGGGGUGCUCAUGCUGCUGCUGGGAACCAUCCACGCCAUCCUGGUGUCUCAGUUCUGUUCAGUGUCGACAAGUGUGCCCAUCGCUGGGGCGGCAAUGUGUGGAUUUACUCUCCUCAUUGGUCUCAGUUUGCUGGUCAUCUCUGUACUGAAGAAAGUGACCUCGCAGAACACGGAGUAUCAACUGCCCGAAGACCUGAAGAUCACGAGAGGCGACACGUCAGCACUGGAGGAAGAUACGGAUGAGCUAGAAGAAGACAAGUGAUACUUUUUAUAUUUUAUCCUGCCCAUUUGAGCUUGACACCACUAUAACCAUCUCCGUCCACAUGAUAUUGUGUCAACCAUCUUUAGAUUUAGAUAUACACCAGCACAAGGAGAACAAAUGAUGUUGGGGUUCCACUGUAAUCAGAUACACCACAUUGCAAUCAAACUGAAUGGUAAAUGUACUACUGGAAAAAGAACUUAUUCUCAUCAACUUUAAAUAACUGAAUACAGAUUAUAAUUUUGUGAAUGAGGUUGAGUGGGGUUUUUUCAAUAUCUUUGUAUGAGAAAAACAUUUGUCAGGACAUGCCCUGGUGUGUUUUCUUUUAUACAUAUCUGGGUAAUCAGGAAGAUUUUGCUUCUAAUUUCUUUCUUUCUAGAUUUAAUAGCAAUGUAAGCGUUACAUGUGCACAUCAUUGCUUGGCGGGGCAGUCGGGUAGCCUAGUGGUUAAAGCGUUCGCUCAUCACGCCGAAGACCCGGGUUCGAUUCCCGACAUGGGUACAAUGUGUGAAGCCCAUUUCUGGUGUCCCCAUUCAAUGUGCUGAAAUAUUGCUAAAAGCGGCGAAAAACCAUACUCACUCACUCACUCAUUGCUUGGCAGUGUGUCAGGUGAAAAUAGGUUUGUUCAAAUUCAAAUUCAAAUUGUUUAGUCCAAUUUAUUUAAAAAGCUAUGUUUGUGAAAAUACAUCAAGACCUGUGCACGGGUUCAGUCAGCUAGUAGACGUUCCUCCAUUUAGGCUCAGGAUAGUCUUAGUGCUAAGAUGAUUGUAACUCCCAUACUUUAACAGAGGCUCAGGAUAGUCUUAGUGCUAAGGUGAUUGUAACUCCCACACUUUAACAUAGGCCCAGGAUAGCCUUAGCACUUAAGUGAUUGUAACUCCCAUACUUUAACAUAGGCUUAGGAUAGUCUUAGUGCUAAGGUGAUUGUAACUCCCAUACUUGAACAUAGGCUCAGGAUAGUCUUAGCACUUAAGUGAUUGUAACUCCCAUACUUUAACAUAGGCUCAGGAUAGUCUUAGUGCUAAGAUGAUUGUAACUCCCAUACUUUAACAUAGGCUCAGGAUAGUCUUAGUGCUAAGGUGAUUGUAACUCCCACACUUUAACAUAGGCUCAGGAUAGUCUUAGCACUUAAGUGAUUGUAACUCCCAUACUUUAACAUAGGCUUAGGAUAGUCUUAGUGCUAAGGUGAUUGUAACUCCCACACUUUAACAUAGGCUCAGGAUAGUCUUAGCACUUAAGAGAUUGUAACUCCCAUACUUUAACAUAGGCUUAGGAUAGUCUUAGUGCUAAGGUGAUUGUAACUCCCAUACUUGAACAUAGGCUCAGGAUAGUCUUAGCACUUAAGUGAUUGUAACUCCCAUACCUUAACAUAGGCUCAGGAUAGUCUUAGUGCUGAGGUGAUUGUAACUCCCAUACUUUAACAUAGGCUUAGGAUAGUCUUAGUGCUAAGGUGGUUGUAACUCCCAUUC
Messenger RNA from Haliotis rufescens (red abalone), 2660 nucleotides. RefSeq lists its product as uncharacterized. The record is from RefSeq and is a predicted model, not a curated record. Lineage: Eukaryota; Metazoa; Mollusca; Gastropoda; Lepetellida; Haliotidae. The transcript is spliced from 10 exons. The coding region runs from base 127 to 1194 and encodes 355 amino acids.